AUGGGCAUGUAUCUAGGCCUCCCAGAGCAAAUCUGUGGAUCAAAGAAGAAAAUCUUCUCUUUUGUCCAUGAUCGCCUAAGCUCCAGGGUUAAUAAUUGGUCUGCAAGACUUCUCUCCAAAGGCGGAAAAGAGAUUCAGAUUAAAUCAGUGGCUCAAGCCGUUCCGACCUACAUCAUGUCUUGCUUUCUUCUUCCACAGGGGAUAACAGAUAAACUCCGUAGCGCCAUUGCCAAUUUUUGGUGGAGCUCGAAACAAAAUAACAGUGGAAUACAUUGGAUUGCAUGGGACAAGAUUUGCAUUCCCCAAGAUCUGGGAGGCCUUGGAUUUAGGGAUCUUAACGAUUUUAACCUAGCUCUGCUAGCUAAGCAGCUAUGGAGACUCAUUCAGUAUCCGAACUCUCUUCUGGCUCAAGUGCUAAGAGGAAGAUACUUUCGACAAUCUGAUCCAUUAGAGGACCGAAAAGUCUACUCACCAUCUUAUGGAUGGAGGAGUAUGUUGGCUGCAAAACCGUACCUCAAACAGGGACUCAGGAAGACAAUUGGGUCGGGACUCAACACUAGAGUUUGGAAUGAACCUUGGAUCCCUGAUGUUAGAGCCCGGGCUCCAAGAGCAGCCCCCCAAAUCGGCUUUCAAGACCCAGGAAUGCUAGUAUAUCAUCUUAUCCAUCAAGAUACGAAACAAUGGGAUGAGCCUCUCUUAAGAGUCUGCUUCCAACCAGAGGAUAUCUCGCUUAUUCUUGGGUUGAGACCUACUAAGAACCGUACCCUAGACGGAUAUGCAUGGAACCAUACUAAAUCAGGGAUAUUUUUGGUUAAAUCGGAUAAUGAUUUGAUUAGAAGAGUGAAGCUUGCACAAAAUACAGAUGUAGUGGGAGAACCAAAUACCUUAAUCCACGCAAAGAUUGAAGCAGAAAGCUGGAGGAGUGCAAACAAACCGGAAGUAGACGAGGACGCAAUAGACAAGACUACUCCCAUUCCUCUAACUCCGUUAUCUCUACCUGAUGCCCAGAGGUUCCCGAUCUGCCAGGUCGAUGCAUUCAUGGAUAGAGAACGGUCUGGUGAGUGGGCUCGGGUGGAGUCUGAGGAAGGAGAGGAGUGA
This is a messenger RNA of Eutrema salsugineum, 1098 nucleotides long. RefSeq lists its product as uncharacterized. The record is from RefSeq and is a predicted model, not a curated record. Lineage: Eukaryota; Viridiplantae; Streptophyta; Magnoliopsida; Brassicales; Brassicaceae. The transcript has 2 exons. The coding region runs from base 1 to 1098 and encodes 365 amino acids.